Dovyalis caffra is the source of this 222-nucleotide messenger RNA. Lineage: Eukaryota; Viridiplantae; Streptophyta; Magnoliopsida; Malpighiales; Salicaceae. The record is from the annotation of a GenBank genome assembly.
AUGGAGCUGGCAGAAACUGAACCAUUCACAGAGGAAUCGCUGUUCUCGUCGACGACGUUACUCUCCUGCAUCAAUGGAGUGCAUAUCUUGAGGUGCUCGUCGUGCACUGAUGGCGGUGGAAGAGGAAGAAGUGGGACCGAUGAAGUAGCGAAGGCCUAUCUAUAUAAAGAGUUAGCUGAGUCAGCGGAAGACAUUAUCCUAAGGAUAAAUGUUUUAAAAUAA